ACUUGGCACAACUGGCAGGCUCAACUUCCUUCGACUUAUUGAGUUUGUUAGAUUUAGACUUGUCAGAUUUUAAAGCAAACAUGUCGUCAGAAGAAGAGGUGCUUUCCGGCCCACCUGCCCCCGAGAUCCUCGAGGACCGGAUUUGGGUUGACGGGUGCUGGGACUUCUUCCACCAUGGCCACGCCGGCGCCAUGCUGCAAGCACGGCAGCUAGGAACCGAGCUCUACGUCGGCGUGCACUCGGACGAGUCCAUCCUGGAGAACAAGGGCCCGACAGUCAUGACACUACAAGAACGACUGGCUGCUGUAGAUGCGUGCCGCUGGGUCACCAAGUCCGUGGCGCAUGCCCCCUACGUCACACAGCUGGACUUCAUCAGCCAUUUUGGCUGCAAGUACGUCGUGCACGGCGACGACAUCACGAGCGACAGCAGUGGGGAGGACUGCUAUCGCUUUGUCAAGGCCGCGGGGAGGUUCAAGGUUGUGAAAAGGACGCCCAGCAUCUCGACGACUGACCUCGUGGGGCGAAUGCUGCUGUGCACGAGGACGCAUUUCAUCAAGUCGCUGGAGAAGACCUUGGCGGGCGAGGAGGGCCAUGGCACCGAGGCGGAGAGAAAGGCGGUGGGCGGGGCCAUGUCUGAGCGCAUCGCGCAGUAUGCCACCGAUGAGAGUGGCAAGAUGCCCGGCGCCGAUGUCUGGUUUUGGUCCGCUUCGCAUGCUGCCAAGACACAAGCUACCGAGGAGGAGAAGGGCUCUUUUCAUGCCCACUUGAAGGGCUCGGGCCCGAGGCUCGGCCAGAGAGUCGUCUACGUCGACGGCGGUUUCGACUUGUUUUCUAGUGGUCACAUCGAAUUCCUGCGGCUGGUCGUCGAGAAGGAGGAGGAACUGGCGCGGAAGGAUGGCUGGUAUGAUGAACAGGCCGUCCAGGAACGCAAGGGUAAAGGUGGCGACUAUGGCCCCGUGUUCGUUGUCGUUGGUGUGCACGACGAUGAGGUUAUCAACCACUGGAAGGGUGUCAAUUAUCCGAUCAUGAACAUCUUCGAGCGUGGGCUCUGCGUCCUGCAAUGCCGACAUGUCAACGCCGUCGUAUUCGGUGCUCCUUUCUCUCCAACCAAGGCAUAUCUGACAGGUCUGCCAUGGGGAACUCCCGAUGCUGUCUACCACGGCCCUACUUCAUUCAUGCCAUUAUCGUAUGAUCCUUACACCGCGCCAAAGGAGAUGGGCAUCUUCCAAGAAGUGUCGAGCCAUGCCUUCGAGGAAGUCAAUGCCGGUACUAUCGUGCAGCGUAUCAUGAAGAGCAGAGAUCUAUACGAGGAACGUCAGCGUAAGAAGGGGGUCAAAGCCAGUAUCGAAGCUGCGGCCAGACAGAGGGAGAUGCUGGAAGAGGAGCAAAGGCUCAAGGAGGACGCAAGAGCCUCAUCUGGUUGACGGCGUUCAGUAUAGAUAUGUUUUCCAUUGGCGUAGAGGAGUACGAAGUAAAAAAAGGGGCACCACGGUACCUUCAACAGGCUGAUCAUAUAGUAGAGAUAUCCAUAAUAAGCCGUAGCUAAUCAACUUGCAUUGCAUAGAGA
Truncatella angustata is the source of this 1567-nucleotide messenger RNA. RefSeq names its product cytidylyltransferase. Gene Ontology annotation, cellular component: cytoplasm. The record is from RefSeq and is a predicted model, not a curated record. Bases 81 to 1424 code for a protein of 447 amino acids. Gene Ontology annotation, biological process: phosphatidylethanolamine biosynthetic process. NCBI's taxonomy places the organism in Eukaryota, Fungi, Ascomycota, Sordariomycetes, Amphisphaeriales, Sporocadaceae. Gene Ontology annotation, molecular function: ethanolamine-phosphate cytidylyltransferase activity. The transcript has 3 exons.